UGACCAUAGAUGACUUUCUCUCGUACCACAGGAAAACGGGCUUAUUUUAUCCUUCGCGGAGUGACUUUGCCACCAUUGUUCCCGAAGUCCCCUUAUCCCCACGGGUACAAACACACAAUGGUAGGCGCUAUUUCAGUAACCCACCCAGCAAGCACCAUUUUAUCAUCUCGGACAUAUAGUCGAAAACGUGGAAACAUAUUAUUAUCAGGUAACAAACCACGAACAGUUUCAAUGUCUCUCAGAAAUGGAAAUAGCAACAAACAGCAGCUAGAACGUGAAAGGCUAUACCUCGGAUUGGACUUUGGCACUUCCGGUGCCAGAUUUGCCGUUAUUGACAUCGGCGGCACAAUUCAGGCCGAGGCAAAGAGACACUAUCCACUUUACUCGAAUGGAGAGUCACGUGAUUGGGUACGUUCAUGGAAGGAGACACUUUUUUUGUUGCUUGAAGAUAUCCCACUUAACCUUCGCAAACACAUCGUGUCCAUUUCUAUUGAUGGUACAUCUGCAACUACUAUCAUUGUUGAUAGUGAUACAGGAGAGCCGUUGUGGAGACCUUUUCUUUACAAUGAGAGUUGUCCUGAAGUGCUACCUGCUGUAAAAUCUAUUGCACCUCCAAACCAUACAGUAUGCUCUGCUACGUCGACUCUGUGUAAGCUUGUCUCGUGGUGGAAUCGUGGUGGUUUGAAUGAAAAAUCUGCUCUGUUGUUGCACCAAGCAGAUUGGCUUUUGUGGCUUCUUCAUGGAAAGCUUGGAGUUUCAGAUUAUAAUAAUGCGCUGAAGGUUGGUUAUGAUCCUGAAGCUGACUCAUAUCCAUCAUGGCUAAUCUCUCAACCCUACUCGCAUCUUUUACCUUCGGUUGUUGCACCAGGAACUCCAAUUGCUUGUUUAAAGGAGGAACUUAGAAAUAAAUUUGGUUUUCAAAAGGAGUGUGUUGUGUGCACCGGAACCACAGACAGUAUAGCUGCAUUUCUUGCAGCUCGUGUUACUCAACCUGGAAAAGCUGUCACUUCAUUGGGUUCAACACUUGCUAUUAAACUAUUAAGCAACACAAGAGUUGAGGAUUCUCGGUUUGGGGUGUAUAGUCAUCGCCUUGAUGAUAAAUGGCUUGUUGGUGGUGCAUCAAACACUGGUGGAGCUGUUCUUAGACAGCUAUUCACCGAUGAUCAAUUAAAGAAACUGAGUGAACAAAUAAACCCCUCGCAAAUAUCUCUUCUUGACUACUAUCCUCUUCCAAAAGCUGGUGAAAGAUUUCCAAUUGCAGAUCCAGAUUUGGCUCCAAGUCACUAGCUGCUGAGAGACUUCCACUUCCGCUGCUACAGACACACACCCAAUCAUUAGAACCGGAGGCCGGUGAUAUACCAAGAUACAAAGCGCCACCCUUUCACCAUUGGUUUUCAUCGCUGUUUGUUUCUCCUUACUCGAUUCUCUUCCUGAUUCUGUUGGGACAACUUUCAGUGUCUGGGUCAGGGUUCCUUUGUUGUUUUUUCAUUGUGAACGUGUGUAGGAGGUCCAUUGCUGCACUGUUUUUGGUCUUUUGUCACUAAGACUGCAUCCCAAGGUCUCCAGGUUCAAUAUUUGGGUCCUUGGUCACUCUGUUAUUUGUAAUGGAUUUUUACAAAUUUCCCAUCUAUGCUCACUCUCAAACUUCACUAACCCCAAAGAAUCAAAGAGCUUUCAUUAGAACUUUGUAAUCAAGGAAUUUGAAAUGAGAAUUAUGAAAAUGUUAGUUCUAAAAUAAUGAAUUUUUACUUAUAUAUGCAAAGAAAAUAAAGAAAGGUGCAUUUCAAAAAAUUCAGAUUAACAGAGCUAGAUUCAAAUCCCAUUCUUGGAUUUGAAUCCAACAGGUUAGAAAAGGUUUUCAGUGUGUUUUUUAUUAUGGGAUCCAAAUCAUCAUUUUGAAAUUUUUACCAUUUAAAUCUAAGCUAUCAGAGGCAAAGCAUGCAUAAUGAAUUUACUUAUGGAUUCAAAUCCAGGGUGGCAGGAACCAAUUUCAGUAUAAAAAAAUGUUACUGGAUUCGAAUCCAAAAACUAGGAUUUGAAUUUAAGGUACCAGAAACAUAAAAAACUUUUUUAUUUCUUUUUCAUGAAAUGCAUUUGUUAAAAAUUUCUUUUUGAUUAUUGGGCAUUAAGAGUUAUUGAGAGACACAAUUACAUUAAUCUUACACUAAAUCUAGUUUUGAUAUCAUUCAAACAAAUCCUAUUCUAGAAGGAACAUAAACUCACACUAACAAAUCCUAUGUAAAU
Molecule: messenger RNA, 2244 nt
Organism: Lathyrus oleraceus (garden pea)
Lineage: Eukaryota; Viridiplantae; Streptophyta; Magnoliopsida; Fabales; Fabaceae
Product: D-ribulose kinase
Exons: 8
Coding region: 10-1287 (425 amino acids)
Biological process (GO): phosphorylation; xylulose metabolic process
Cellular component (GO): cytosol
Molecular function (GO): D-xylulokinase activity; D-ribulokinase activity
Source: RefSeq, a predicted model, not a curated record